UAUUAUAUCUUAAUUCUGAAUUAGUAUCUCGAAAUUCUGAAUCUGGCCCAGCAUGAGUAUUUAUUUAUUUAUUUAUUUCCUUUUCCUGGCAGGAUUGAUCCUCCAUACCUCACUGUUCAUUAGCGGCCCAGCACCAACCGUGGAUGGCACCAAACGGAAAAGUUAGCGACCUAGAUUAGUUUUUAGACCGAGAUUCUUCUUUUGAAAUGAUCAGUUUUGUUGCAUUUUCAUUAAUUAGCUCAGGGCUCAGUCGUCAGCUACAAAAGGUGAUAUGAAAUAACCAGGGUGCGAUUCAACGCCCCCCCGGUUUAUAUCUGCUGAGUUAUUUUUAUCUCCGGUGGGGAUAAGAAAUUUAUUCCCCUCACAGUGAUUUAUGCUGCUUCACCCAUAGACCAAAUAUGUAAGAUAAAAAUAGGUCAAUUAAAAAUCUAAAUAAAGCAUUGCAACGUGAGAGCAGUCAAUAGUGCAAACAACAACAAAAACAUAAGUUAACUUCCAUUGUCAGCACCCGCCUGAUAAUAGAGAUGACACCGCGUCAAGGCUAUGAUGGCGCAGUAAAUGGGAUUUGCAGAGAUGUCGGUAAAAGAGGGGCGACACCCCGCGGAUGACCCCUGCACAGGAAAGUGUAAACAGAAGUCAGAAGUCCAUCACCAAAGCAGACUGGUCUCUUAGUCUGACAAUGGUGUUUUAGAGGACUUUAAGCGCUGUAGGACAGAGCCCACAAGGAGAGAUGGAAGAAGACAGAGCCUCUGAGAGAGGAUAGAAGUCAGAAAUUGAGUGACAAGAGAAGAAAAAGGUGGAGAUGAUGAAGAAAUGUGUGUGACAGAGACAAGAGAGAGAGAGUGCUGAAGAGGGAGAGGAAAAGACAGAUGGAUGAACAAGAGUCUGCUCCAAUUCCAGCUGGACAUGGCAGUAUAUUUUCUUUCUGUUUUAUAUCAGUUUCUCUAAGAACAUACCAGGUAACAAGUAAAAUGACUAAGUUAUUGGAUAUUACAUGUCGGGUUGACCUUACAUGUCUGACAUGGAGGAGCAGUUUCAAGCUACUAGGAAUUAGUCACAAUUAAACAAAAGAAUCUUAAACUGUCACCAAUAAUCAGCUGCAUAACAGAGAUAAGGACAGUGGUCACUGACAUCAACCAGGACAGGGUGACAGAUUGAAAGACAAACAAUAUUGGGCUCUUUCAGUUGGCAGCAGUUUGGUUUGUGUGAGCACAGAAAGCUGGCAGCUGAGCACACCGGACAUGAAUCUGAGCAGCAGCAGCAGCAGUAGUAGUAGUCCUGACAAUAUGGAGGAGGAGAAACUCCACAUUUCCUCCAGAGAGUCAUCCAGGCUGAUCUACCUCCAGGUGCUGCCUUCCUACCUGCUGGCCGGGCUGGGCAUGGUGACUGCCGGCAUGCUGCUGGACCAGGUGCAGCACUGGGAGGUGUUCAAGGAGAUCUCAGAGGUGUUUAUCUUGGUGCCAGCCCUGGUGGGGCUGAAGGGGAAUCUGGAGAUGACACUGGCAUCCAGACUGUCAACAGCAGCCAACACAGGGCAGAUGGAUGAGCUGCAGCAGCAGUGGAGGAUGGUGUGCUGUAAUCUGGCUCUCAUUCAGGUCCAGGCCACAGUCGUGGGCUUCCUGGCAGCGGUUGCAGCAGUGGGUCUCGGGGUUCUAACCAGGGGGAGAGUUGAUGUUAUCCAGGCUUUAAUCCUGUGUGCCAGCAGCGUCACCACUGCUUUCAUCGCUGCGCUGUCUCUAGGCUUGGUGAUGGUGGCAGUGAUCAUUGGUUCUAGGAAAGUUGGCAUCAACCCAGAUAACGUAGCCACGCCCAUCGCCGCCAGCCUCGGAGACCUCAUCACUCUGUCUUUGCUCGCUGGGGUCAGCAGCUUCUUCUUCUGUUACAGAGACUUGUGGUAUUUGCCUCCUGUGGUGUGUGGCUUCUUCCUGCUUCUUAUCCCAGUGUGGGUGAUUAUUGCCCGUCGAUCUCAAUCUAUCAGAGAGGUCCUAAAGUCAGGCUGGCAACCGGUCAUCUUGGCCAUGUCCAUCAGCAGUAUUGGUGGUCUGAUUCUGGAUAAGACAGUGAGCAAUCCAGACUUUGAAGGCAUGGCUGUGUUCACUCCAGUCAUCAACGGUGUAGGGGGAAAUCUGGUGGCCAUCCAAGCCAGCAGGAUGUCUACUUACCUCCACUACUGGAGCACUCCUGGAGCUCUGCCAUUUAAAAUGAGCAUGAACUGUCCUGGACCCUGUGCUACCUUCUGCUCCUCAGAUGUGAACUCCAAAUCAGCCAGGGUCCUUGUCAUCCUCGUCGUCCCGGGUCACCUCCUGUUCCUGUACACCAUCCACCUCCUGCGGGGAGGCCACACCACCAUGACACCCACCUUCAUCAUCUGCUACCUGUCUGCAGCUCUGCUUCAGGUGUUGAUUCUGCUCUACAUGGCCAGCCUGAUGGUGCGGUGGCUGUGGCGAAGGGGACUGGACCCAGAUAACUUCUCCAUCCCUUACCUCACAGCUCUGGGUGACCUGUUAGGGACUGCCUUCUUGGCUCUGAGCUUCAGGCUGAUUCUGGCAAUCAAUUCCACCCGGACCGGAGUUUGACGCAGACUCCCUGAAUGUACUGCUGUCUAUAUGCAAGUGGCUGAAAGCUUGUGGGAUAAAAGAAUGCCGAAACAGAAGGGAGAGAAAACAAGGUGAAGAAAGUUUGGACUGUAAUUGCACUUUGUUCUCCCUAUUUGCCAGCUCACUGUGGACGAUAGUCGUGCACUGUUCCCUGAAGUUUCAUCUGCCUCAAUAUAAACACCACCCAGCUUGGCUCUGUAGAAACAUCCAUCUAAACUGGAUGCAAAAAGUGUGAAUACCGUAGAACAACAUCUGUACACCUAUUGUCAGCUCUUAAAUGAUUGUAUAAAGGCAAUAACAAUAUAUCAUUGAGUGCAAAUGUAUAUUCACAUAUAUCAGAUGCUGCACUGUCUGGAUGAAUGUUAGAUUUGAUCGUGUUUAUUUUAUGUAGAUUUGUGCCUUUAAACCGUGAUAAGCCUUCAGUUCUAUGUGUUCCUAUGAAGGGUUAAAACUGUUUGGUGUUGCCAAAUUUCUACUGGAUGAUAUUUUACUUGUGCCACUGAAUCUAGUCUGUUGUACCAAACUGUCUCAAUGUUAGUAUGUGUUCCAGGUAUGAACAGAUGUCUCUUUAUGCUAUUUUUGUGUACAAAAUGAUUUAGUAUGCAUCUCUCUGUAAGAGGCCUUCUCACUUGUUUGAUAUGCACUUUUAGAAAGAUGCUCGUCUUUACUGAUCUGUUUCUCGAAAUAGCAUACAAAGAUGGCGAGAAUCCUAUUUUCACAGCGACAUCAAGCUUGACAGGACUUUGUACUGUAGUGCUAUCAUGAUUUGUCAUUUAAAUAAAGGACUGAUGUGUAAGUCAUGA
Messenger RNA from Thunnus maccoyii (southern bluefin tuna), 3400 nucleotides. Its product is annotated as solute carrier family 41 member 1-like. Gene Ontology annotation, cellular component: plasma membrane. Lineage: Eukaryota; Metazoa; Chordata; Actinopteri; Scombriformes; Scombridae. Gene Ontology annotation, biological process: monoatomic cation transport. Bases 1242 to 2576 code for a protein of 444 amino acids. Gene Ontology annotation, molecular function: monoatomic cation transmembrane transporter activity. The record is from RefSeq and is a predicted model, not a curated record. The transcript is spliced from 12 exons.